AUGCGUAUGCUCACUUAUGGGGUUCCAGCUGAUGCGACAGAUGAGUACGUUCGCAUUGGCGAAAGUACUGCACUUGAGAGCCUACGUAAGUUUGUUGCUGCAGUUGUUGAAAUAUUUGAAGAUGAAUACCUCAGAUACCCCAAUGAGGCAGACAUAGCACGAUUACUUGCAAUGGGUGAGAAAAAAGGAUUUUCGGGAAUGUUAGGGUCCAUCGAUUGUAUGCAUUGGGCAUGGAAGAACUGUCCAUAUGAUAAACAAGGUCAGUACAAGAGGCAUGUGGACAAGCCAACUAUCAUUCUAGAGGCUGUUGCUUCGGACGACCUUUGGAUAUGGCAUGCCUUUUUUGGAAUGCCUGGGUCCCAUAAUGAUAUCAAUGUUCUUCAUAGAUCUCCUUUGUUUGAUAACCUAGCCGAAAGUAGAGCUCCAGGAGUGAAAUUUUCUGUUAACGGACAUGAUUACACAAUGGGAUAUUAUCUUGCAGAUGGUAUAUACCCCUCAUGGGCUACUUUAAUCCAAUCCAUCGCUGCUCCUAUGGGCAACAAGAGGCAAUAUUUUGCCAAAGCACAAGAAGCAGCGAGGAAGAUGGUCGAGAGAGCUUUUGGGUUCUUCAAUCUAGGUUUGCCAUUAUUCGAGGACCAGCGCGCCCUUGGGACAUUGAGACUUUGGCAUUGA
Sorghum bicolor (sorghum) is the source of this 672-nucleotide messenger RNA. RefSeq lists its product as uncharacterized. The transcript has a single exon. The coding region runs from base 1 to 672 and encodes 223 amino acids. Lineage: Eukaryota; Viridiplantae; Streptophyta; Magnoliopsida; Poales; Poaceae. The record is from RefSeq and is a predicted model, not a curated record.